Scheffersomyces stipitis CBS 6054 is the source of this 897-nucleotide messenger RNA. RefSeq names its product Vps51p (gene VPS51). Lineage: Eukaryota; Fungi; Ascomycota; Pichiomycetes; Serinales; Debaryomycetaceae. The coding region runs from base 1 to 897 and encodes 298 amino acids. The record is from RefSeq and is a predicted model, not a curated record. The transcript is spliced from 2 exons.
AUGGCAGAAGGACAGUUGUCGUAUAAGAAGCCAUCGCUCCAAACUGGGGCUAAUGGCCUGCGAUCACAAGUUUCUUCUCCUCAACUAAAUACUAAUAACUCCAACAAUUCCGUACCGGGCUCUCCAUCAACACCUACGGUGGGGACCAGAAAGAUUCUGUCGAGAAGAAAGGCACUUCAGGAAUUCUAUAAUAUUCAAGAAAAGGAAGAUGUCAACGGAUCAGAAAAUACUCCAACCAAAAGCAGUGGCCAUGACCAAAUCAAUCUCCAGGAUCCAGCGGAAUUGGCCAGCUUUGUGAAAAACGCUUCAAUCGAAGAAAUUCUCAAGCUCAGAAACUCAGUAUCGUCCAAAUUGAACACUCACGAUCUGGAAAAAAAGUCCAUUAUCUAUGAUAACUACUAUGAAUUGAUCAAAUUAAGUCAGACCUUGGAAAGUAUAUCCAAUGCUAGACCACAGUUCCUGAACUCUACUACACUCAACGGUUUGGGAAUCUACGAAGAAAACGGUCAAAAUACUUCUGAAGCCAAAGAUAGCGAUUAUCUUGAAUCAACCCUUCUGGAGUUGUCUUCGUUUAUCACUCUGGAACUGAGCAAGUUCAAUGAUAACUUCGAGACGAUAGUUCAGAAACUACAGGAAAACAACACAAAUGAUUUUGAUUCAGCGGCGAGCAUUAUAUCGAUUGUAGACGAUAACAACAAGUUUUCUGCUGUUGAUAGAAAGUCAUUAUCAGUAGAGGUGAACCAGCUUUUAAACAAAAAGCUUCUUGAACAAUUGCCUGAAGACCAAAAAGGUCAGGUUAUAACCGAGAUUGAAACCAUUCUCCAAUCGCUAGAUGUCCACAAGGACGAACUACUCAUUCUACAACUCAAUGAUAUUAAGAAGUCGUUGAUUUCAUAA